UCGCAAAGAAUUAAAGUACACAUUCCAAUAAAUCAUCAACAAUUCAAAUGAAUAAAAGACAUUUAAUUUUGAAGUAAAAGAAUAUCAACGAUUCAAAUAAAUAAAAUAUAAUUUUAAGUAAAAAAGAAACACGCAUGGUUAUAAAAAUACAUUAGAAUGUCAUUUUUACAUAUUUACAAUGUUAAAGAAACAAAUUCCUACUUAACCUUUGUUCCAAAUAAUCUCUAGAACAAGUUACCACAAAGAUUGAUCCAUUUGGGCAUCUAAUCCCUUUAUCAACUUUUGUCCAAUUCCUUGCCUUUUCACAAAGUUCUCCUAACCUUAUAUCAACAUACCUUUGCCACUUUCCAUACCCACAAAAAUGGAAUCCCGCAAAUCUUUAUUUUUGUGGGUUUCUAUGAUCGUUUUCAUAUUACAUUUCAAAACUUUAUCAGUUCGAGGGCUUGGGGUUAAUUGGGGUACGCGUGCAUCACAUCCUUUGUCACCUAAUAUUGUGGUGAAGUUGAUGAAGGAUAAUGGGUUCGAUAAAGUUAAACUGUUUGAAGCCGAGCCUGAGGUUUUGGAUGCGCUUAGAAAUUCAGGACUUCAGGUUAUGCUCGGGAUUCCUAAUGAUUUCUUAGCUCCAUUGGCUAGUGGUGUUAGGGUUGCUGAAGACUGGGUGGCAAAAAAUGUAUCUGCUUAUGUUUCACGUGGAGUUGAUAUAAGGUAUGUAGCAGUUGGGAACGAACCCUUUCUCAAGACCUACAAAAACAUGUUCACAAACGCAACUCUCCCGGCUCUCCAAAACAUCCAAGCCGCCUUAAUAAAAGCCGGUCUAGGUCGUCAAGUCAAAAUAACAGUACCACUAAACGCCGACGUUUACGAAAGCAACUCCGGCGUCCCAUCAGAAGGUAAUUUCCGGUCAGACAUCCACAGCCUCAUGAUCUCCAUCAUCCAAUUUCUAAGCGACAACGCAGCACCACUCACCAUCAACAUCUACCCUUUCCUCAGCCUCUACGCUGACCCACAUUUUCCAAUCGACUUUGCAUUCUUCGCCGGAACAAAUGCUCCGGUGGUUGAUGGAACAAUUUCAUACACAAAUGUAUUUGAUGCUAAUUACGAUACCCUUGUGUGGGCCCUUGAAAAGAACGGUUUUCCAGGGAUGCCGGUGAUCGUCGGAGAGAUCGGGUGGCCAACUGACGGUGACCAAAAUGCGAAUUUAGGAUAUGCACGGAAGUUUAACCAAGGGUUGAUAAGCCGGAUAAUUCAAGGACAAGGGACACCGAAAAGGAAAACACCACCGGAUGUUUACAUUUUCGGGCUUAUCGAUGAGGAUCGGAAAAGCAUAGACCCUGGUAAUUUUGAACGACAUUGGGGAGUUUUUAAUUAUGAUGGCACAGUCAAGUAUAGACUUGACCUAGGAAGUAAUAAUAGGACGCUUGUGUCAGCUAAAGGGGUCCGGUACUUAUCCCGACAGUGGUGCGUUAUGGCAGAGGGGGCAAGUGAAUCAGACCCUAAUUUAGCUGAUAGUGUGAAGUAUGCGUGUACUUAUGCAGAUUGUACAAGUUUAGGUUAUGGUUCUUCGUGUAAUGGUUUGGAUGCGCGGGGUAAUGCGUCGUAUGCGUUUAAUCAAUAUUUUCAAACGUUUAAUCAGCAAAAGGGAACAUGUGAUUUUCAUAAUUUAUCCAUUGUUACGAAAAUCCAGCCAACGAUAGGGAUGUCGGAUUGUAAAUAUGAAAUUAUGAUUGAUGUUGGGAAGCAUGAGAAGCCGCGGAAUCCGGUGACGUCUAUGGCAGCACUAGGGUGGAGAUUGCAAGAUUUGAGUUACUCCGGUGUGGUGGCGGUUAUAUUGUCUUUUAUCAUUAGUUGGGUUUCAUGAGGAGUUUUAGUUUUGAAUCUUGUACAUCGUAUUUCUACUUUAUGUUCCACUUGAUUUAUUUGAUCAAAGAUGAAUAAUGAUUUCUGUCGCGUUUCUAAUUGUUUAUUGGUUUAUUUAAGUUUCACUAAAUCAUUGACGUCCCUACUGUUUUCGGUUUGUACCAAAAAGCCCUUCAAUUAUAUUUAAUCACCAAAAAUGUAUUCAAAUGACUGCAAUCUUUUGUUACAAAAAUAGAUUAUUAUUUUAAUAGUAUAGUUUUGCAACCAUAUAAUACAUUCACAUAAUGGAUCAAGAACAUCAACAAGAGUCACGCUAACACACCCAUUUAAGAAAUCCACCAAAGCCUAUUUCGUCAUAUCAACUAUAUUAUAACUAAUUACAUGGGAACAUAUAAUUUUGUUUUAAAAUUUUAACACACCAACUCUAAGUUGUUGUUUUUUUUUUUUUUUUUUUUUUUUUUUU
Lactuca saligna is the source of this 2320-nucleotide messenger RNA. Lineage: Eukaryota; Viridiplantae; Streptophyta; Magnoliopsida; Asterales; Asteraceae. The record is from the annotation of a GenBank genome assembly.